UUCACGACCACACUUCGGCCGCCUCUUCCCCGGUUCUAGGGCCAAGUCUGGGGAAGCGUGACUUCUCGGAGGUGACCCCUGCAAGGACAAGGGGGGCCCUUCUAAGGGCGGUCCACGGAGCCCCCAAGCCAAGGGCUUGGCAGCAGCGGACGCUGGACUUGGGCAGGGAGGGAGGGAGGCAGAAAAGUUAUGAGUUCUCUGUACAAAUCAGGUCUAUAAAUGAAUGCUUUAUUCUGACUUUAAUUUUUUAAAUUGAGAAGCUAGCUACUACUUUCUUUUCAUCCAGAUGUUAUUCAAAAUUUCUGGAGAGAGCGAGUCCUGCCCGCAGAGUGGCGGGUUAGACCUGAGAAGUGUCCGUCCCGGGAGGCUUUGAUAAGCAAAUACGGCCCCGCGCCCGCGCGCUUGCUAUUGGCUGUUCCUCCACUGCCAGAUUUUGACACAAAUAAUCAGAUUGGAAAUCAAGGAGGGGAAAAGAGGAAAAAAAAAAAAAACCAGAGAGAGAGAGGAAAAAAAAAAAAGGAGAAGUAUCUGUUUGUGCAGAGAGUCACGAAGUUGGCAGAGUGGAGCCGAUCCCCAGAGAGGCCGCGAGAUUCCCGCGCAGGAGGGGCCGGCAGCCGGCAGCCGGACGGCUGCAGGGUGCAUGCUGACAAUGCCACGCUCCUUCCUGGUGAAGAGCAAGAAGGCUCACACCUACCACCAGCCUCGCGUCCAGGAAGAUGAGCCAGUCUGGCCUCCUGCCAUCAGCCCUGUGGCCAGGGACCAGGUCCUUAGCAAUGGCCCCGUCCUCAGCACCCUGGUCCCAAACCAGUGCCUGGAUUGGACCCACCUCAAACGGGAGCCAGAGGCAGAGCUGGACCAGAGCUUGGCCAGGACGGCCCCAGCACCAGAGGGCCCUGCUGUGAUAGCCCGACCCCAGGACAGGGACUUGCCACCCUCCGACUCACCCCCGUUCUACAAGCCCAGCUUCUCCUGGGAUGCCCUGGCCACAUCCUAUGGCCACAGCUACCGGCAGGCCCCCUCCACCAUGCAGUCAGCUUUCCUGGAGCACUCCGUCAGCCUGUACGGCAGCCCUCUGGUGCCCAGCGCUGAGCCACCCUUGGACUUCAGCCUCCACUACUCUCCAGGCAUGGACACAUACCACUGCAUCAAGUGCAACAAGGUGUUCUCCACCCCUCAUGGGCUUGAAGUGCACGUCCGCCGCUCCCACAGCGGGACCCGGCCCUUCGCCUGUGACGUCUGCGGCAAAACGUUCGGCCACGCCGUGAGCCUGGAGCAGCACACACACGUCCACUCUCAGGGGAUCCCGGCCGGGUCCAGUCCUGCGCCCAGCGUGGCAGUCCCGGGUCGCGAGGCCCCGCCUGUGCCUGACCCCCCGGGGCCUCGUUUCCUCCGGCAGGAGCGCAGCUUCGAGUGCGGGAUGUGCGGCAAGGCCUUCAAGCGCUCGUCCACCCUUUCCACCCACCUGCUCAUCCACUCAGACACCCGGCCCUACCCCUGCCAGUUCUGCGGCAAGCGCUUCCACCAGAAGUCAGACAUGAAGAAGCACACUUACAUCCACACUGGUGAGAAGCCACACAAGUGCCAGGUGUGCGGGAAGGCUUUCAGCCAGAGCUCCAACCUCAUCACCCACAGCCGGAAGCACACCGGCUUCAAGCCCUUCAGCUGCGAGCUGUGCACCAAGGGCUUCCAGCGCAAGGUGGACCUGCGGCGGCACCGCGAGAGCCAGCACCACCUCAAGUGAGGCUGCACCGCUUCUGGACCCCGGCCAGCCUGCCCUGAGGUCCCGGAACCCAGAGGGAGACCAGCCUCCUGCUCCCAGACCCCCAGUCUCCUGGAGGCAGCACUGGAUGGGAAUCUUCAAGCUUGUUUUGAGACUUGGGGAUUGCUGUGUGACCUUGGGCAAGUUGCUUUCCCUCUCUGGACCCAGAUUUUGCUGCUGCAAAGUGUGGGACCUGGGUUGGGCCUUUUCUGAGCUGAAGUUGUCUAGAGGCCUAAGAGCUUGGGUGCCUUCCCUAGGGCAGAGCCUAGAAGGCUGGAGAGGCCCCAUGUGGACAGGGCUCCUAGGACAGAUGAGAACUGGGGCCCACAAGAAGUCCCCCCCCACCUGCCCACUGCCCUCUAUGCUGGGAUCUGAUCACCUGGGAUUUUAGGGGGCCUCUUUCUGGUCACCAUGGAUGUUCAGAGCUUCCUCCUGCCCCAGUAGGGGGCUAGCGCCCCUCUGCUUCAGCCGGAUGUGCUGUCUGCCCCCCACUUCUGACCAGCACUCAGCUGGCCACGGGGUUUCCAAUUCUACUGUCAGACCACAGGGCCAGAGAAGCCUGCAGUUAUUGCUGUCAGAAGCCUGUUCCUUGCCACUGCUGUAAAUAAAAAU
This is a messenger RNA of Manis pentadactyla (Chinese pangolin), 2371 nucleotides long. RefSeq names its product growth factor independent 1B transcriptional repressor (gene GFI1B). Gene Ontology annotation, cellular component: nucleus. Lineage: Eukaryota; Metazoa; Chordata; Mammalia; Pholidota; Manidae. The coding region runs from base 641 to 1741 and encodes 366 amino acids. Gene Ontology annotation, biological process: regulation of transcription by RNA polymerase II. The record is from RefSeq and is a predicted model, not a curated record. Gene Ontology annotation, molecular function: RNA polymerase II cis-regulatory region sequence-specific DNA binding; DNA-binding transcription factor activity. The transcript is spliced from 7 exons.